GAUUCCCCGCGCUUUUAUUCCCUCCUCUCUCUCUCUUCUUCUUCUCCCCCACGUCGCGUCGCCAGUAGACUCCACUGGGGACGGUGUGGGUGGUGGUGGUAGUAGUAGUUCUCGCCCCCCUCAGGUCGCAAUCCGCUCCAAUUCCCCACCACCACCAUCACCACCGCCGCGAGGGAGAAAAAGCUCUUGCCUGCUCUUUUCUUGGCUCCGCUUUGUUCUUGCUCUCAUCUUGCUCGUGGCGUGGUAGUCUUCGACUCGUUCUUUUUGUUGUUGUUGUUGUUGUGGUGGUGGUGGUGGUGGUAGUGCGUGAGUGAGUGAGUGAGUGGUGGCGAUGUCGUCGCCGUCGUCGCCGCCGCCGGCUAACCAGACGGCGACACCGCCUCCGGCUAACCAGACGGCGGCGCCACCUCCGGCGAGCAACAACUCGUCGUCGCCGCCGGCGCCGGGCUCUUUGUCUCCGCCCUCGCUGACGCCUCCCGCAGCGCCAUCGCCUCCGUCGACCACGCCCUCCUCGCCGGCGGCGGCGGCGGCGGCGUCGAGCUCGGGGCUGACGACGCCCGUGGUGGUGGGGAUCGUGGUGGGCGGCCUCGUCGUGCUGCUGCUCGUCACCAUCCUGCUCGUCUGCCUGUUCAAGAAGAAGAAGCGGCACCACCACCACCACCCUCCGCCGCCGCCGCCGCCGCACCUCCUGCACUACUACGGCCACCCGCCGCCGCCGCCGCCGCCCCCGCCGCCGUUCAAAGGGGAUCACUAUGGUGGGGUGUACCAAAAUUGGCAGCAAAAUGGUCCUCCACCUCCACCUGAUCAUGUGCUGAAGAAGGUGCCUUCGCAUCCUUCCCCUCCACCACCUCCUGCUCCACUAAAUGUACACAGUGGUGGUUCUGGCUCAAAUUACUCCGGUGGCGACAACAGCCAACCUCUAGUGUCACCUGGUGCUGCAUUGGGUUUUUCAAGGUGUACUUUCACUUAUGAGGACUUGUCAGCGGCGACCGAUGGAUUCUCCGAUGCUAAUCUGCUCGGACAGGGCGGUUUUGGGUAUGUUCACAAAGGAGUUCUGCCGAAUGGGACAGAGGUUGCUGUGAAGCAAUUGAGAGAUGGGAGUGGGCAGGGAGAGCGUGAAUUUCAGGCGGAGGUUGAGAUUAUCAGCCGGGUACAUCACAAGCAUCUUGUAACAUUGGUUGGUUAUUGCAUUUCUGGAGGGAAGAGGUUGCUUGUCUAUGAGUAUGUUCCAAACAACACAUUGGAGCUCCACUUGCAUGGGAGAGGCCGACCAACCAUGGAAUGGCCUACAAGAUUACGCAUUGCUUUGGGUGCUGCGAAGGGAUUGGCAUAUCUUCAUGAAGAUUGCCAUCCUAAGAUCAUUCACCGUGACAUAAAGUCAGCAAAUAUUCUUCUUGACGCGAGAUUUGAGGCAAAGGUGGCAGAUUUCGGACUUGCAAAAUUGACUUCUGAUAAUAACACUCAUGUUUCAACCAGAGUAAUGGGCACAUUUGGGUACCUUGCACCAGAGUAUGCGUCUUCUGGCCAGCUAACUGAGAAAUCAGAUGUCUUUUCUUUCGGAGUAAUGCUUCUUGAGCUAAUAACUGGCCGCCGUCCUGUGAGAUCGAACCAAUCACAGAUGGAUGACAGCUUGGUUGAUUGGGCAAGGCCUUUAAUGAUGCGAGCAUCAGAUGAUGGCAAUUAUGAUGCUUUAGUGGAUCCACGGCUAGGACAGGAGUACAAUGGUAACGAGAUGGCGAGGAUGAUUGCUUGUGCAGCUGCUUGUGUACGCCAUUCUGCACGCCGACGCCCACGGAUGAGCCAGGUUGUUCGGGCCUUGGAAGGCGAUGUGUCAUUGGAUGAUCUGAACGAAGGUGUUCGUCCUGGCCAUAGCCGAUUCUUGGGAUCAUACAACAGCAACGAGUACGACACGGGCCAUUACAAUGAAGACCUGAAGAAAUUCAGGAAGAUGGCAUUUGGCAGUGGCAAUCUAGAGAGCAGCCAGCAAACGCAGCCCACCGAGUUCGUCCCGAAUCGAUCCGUAUCAAUGGGGGAUGCGCGUCAAAUACCGGAGACGGAGAUGGAGAUGGGGAGUUUGAAGAAAGAUGGCGACAGCAAUGGCACCAGAGACAGCCAAGCUUCAUGAGAUAACCUCAUCUUCCUUGUUUUUUUAGGACAUUGCAACUACCGUAGCUUGUAAAGUCCCAGCCUUAGCUGAAAAUUCUCAUAAGUUGCUGACAUUGUUUGCAACGAACCGAAAUUGUUUGGUUGAGAUAUAUAUAGUUCGAGAGUUCUCGGUAGCUGCAAUUCACUGCUUCUUUUCACUGAA
Molecule: messenger RNA, 2308 nt
Organism: Oryza sativa Japonica Group (Japanese rice)
Lineage: Eukaryota; Viridiplantae; Streptophyta; Magnoliopsida; Poales; Poaceae
Product: proline-rich receptor-like protein kinase PERK1
Biological process (GO): protein phosphorylation
Molecular function (GO): protein kinase activity; ATP binding
Source: RefSeq, a predicted model, not a curated record